This is a messenger RNA of Haliotis rubra (blacklip abalone), 1797 nucleotides long. Its product is annotated as dextranase-like. The coding region runs from base 741 to 1712 and encodes 323 amino acids. The transcript has 2 exons. The record is from RefSeq and is a predicted model, not a curated record. NCBI's taxonomy places the organism in Eukaryota, Metazoa, Mollusca, Gastropoda, Lepetellida, Haliotidae.
UAGAUUACCUUUAGUUGUGUUUACUUGUUUAAGACUGCUGUACAUAGGUCCCCUCAGUCUUCACAAAUUACUGCUCUGUGUGCAUGUUGUUUACAGCGCAUCCCCAGCUCGGCAUGAAAAUAAUCGAGUCAAGAGAUUGUCGUUAAAAGGAAUUAUUCUCCCGCAGGGUACAAUGACACACAAUGAACCCAGUUCACUGAGCCUGACCAGUAUCACGUAUAUUCUCAUAAACUCGUUAUCUGAUCCUGCUUCUGAUAAAUAACCGACAAACGCCAUGGAGAUUCUUUCAGCAAUCUGUUUAGUAAUGGCUGUUGUGGGCGGGUGUGUGUCCGAGCUGGUCAUAUAUCCUGCACCUCCGACCAUGGAGGCAUCAGAUAAGUAUGAGGUUUUGGUUGGUCUUGGGGAUCCAUUAUUGAGUACCUUCACUUACCAGACGACCUCGAAUCACAGACAUGCCGAGAUUCCCUAUGUUCACCCCAACCGCUCUGUGUCCUGGUCGUCUUUUGCGUUCAGUAGUGGUCCAGUAGUGGUUGAGGUCAGAACGCUGACCGACUUCAGUCACUGUCUGGUUCGUCCAGCAAGUUACGGAUACGCUUGUAGUAGGGUCGGGAUCAAUACGGCAAGGUUUACAGUGACUCGGAAUUCUAGCAUGAUGUCUGUAGAGUUUGAUAAUGACUACGGCAGUUGGAAGUCCGAAAUAGUCGACAAGUUGCUGAUAUUUGCUGAUCCUCUGGAGAGAGAUGUUCCCUCUAAGAGUGACCCUUCCGUUCUGUUCUUUGAUGUGGGUGUGCAUUAUAUAUCUUGGUGGUCAAGUCAGUUUAAACUCCAGCAUUAAAGAAGUGUACAUCAGUGCCGGAGCUUUUGUCGAUGGAGGGUUCAUCACCGAGGACAACACAACGGUCAAGAUCCAUGGAAGAGGAAUCUGUUCAGGCCGAAAGUACAAAUUCCAUGACAAACGAUUUCAAUGGUCAUUGAUCAACACUGCACGAGGCACCAAUCACACAAUUGAAGGUAUCACGUUAAGCGACCCCCAGCAGUUUUUCAUAUUCGCUGAAAGUCCAAACAACAUAAUCAAACAGGUUAAGAUGGUGGGUGCCUGGCCAUACAAUAGCGACGGCAUUGAGAUGGGAGUAGGAGGCGUAGUGGCGGACGUCUUUAUCAUGGCCAAUGAUGACUCAAUCAAGGUGUACAACAAUGAUAUGACGAUACAGAGAGUGGUCAUCUGGCAAAUGCAAAAUGGCGCCGUUUUCCAAACAGGCUGGUGGGCUGAACGUGACCUUCACAGAGUGAAGAUCACCAAUAUUGACGUCAUUCACAUGGACUGGUGUACUUUCCGCGGCCCGGAAUGUGACAUGUUAAGUAGAAACGAUGCAGUGUUCGAUCUGGCUGGAAACGUCAGAGUCAUCAACAUGAGUCAAUUAGUAUUUCAAAACAUUCGUCUGGAAGGUUUGUGUCCUCGUUUUGUUUUCUGGACAAUGCCGGCAGGGACACGUGGUACUUCCUCCAACGUCCGGUUUAUCGAUGUCUCAGUUGGAUCACAGCCAAGUACUGGUCAACUCAGGAAUGAAAUAGCAGGCAAUAAACCCAACGGAUAUGUGACUGAUUGGCUAUUUGCUAAUUUGUCUGUUAGCGGACACUGUAUUUCAACUCCUGGCGCGGGGCGAUUCAUAAUUGAUAAUUCUACCACAUCCAAUAUUACAUUUUCGUGUUAGGUAUGCUACAAAGAGAUCUAAAUGACUGAAAGAAAUUACUAGAGGGUGAUAGAAAUAUUUCACGUGUUUUAUAUAGUUGCUGAGU